AUGGAUCUCUACUUUCGGCGUCCGGAAGAGUACCUUCUAAACUACAACUGCUCUUUCUACGACACUUCAACUUGGCCAGUAGAAGGCCGUCGAUCUCUGAGUUUCGCCCUGGGCUACUUGGUCGCCGGUAUAGUCGAGGAGAUCUUGUACAUACCAGUAAUCUACGUGCUGAUGGACAAAAAACUUCGGCAUUUAUUCUGCUACCGCAUGAUGUUAAUAUUGGCAAUCUACGACGUCCUUUUGCUGCCGGUUACAGCGUUUGCCACAGCGUACUUUUCGUAUACCGGAGCGGUAUUUUGCGAACAUCCUACUGUAAUUUAUUUUAUGGGAAUAUGGCUCUACUGUAAGCCUAUUUGAACUUGUUUCCACGAAAACUCAAUUGAAAUAAUCGCUUACUGAAACGAUAUUUUUAGCCAUGUGGAUGGGCUACUCGGUCUAUGCAACCAUUUUGGCGCUCAAUCGCUGUGUUUGCUUCACAAGAGCCAACUUUCUCUUUAAAGGCUACUGGCAGUAUUUUUGGUAUACUGUGCCUCUUCUGUACACGAUAUAUGAGGCCGUUUAUGGGCGACCUGUUAUCUUCAAUGCGCAGUUUUGCGGAUGGUUCUUCAAUCCUCAUAUGGGGUAUUAUGAUGAUCUGGAAGGGAACGUAGGUUUAGCCCAAAAUUUGUUAAGACUCAGAGCUAUAUUUUAUGUAAUCUGGGGCAAUUUUUGCAUUGAUUUUCAGUCUUGGAAUACCAAAGUUUAUUAAACGCUAUAUGCAUAAUAUAAAAUACGUUUGUAGAGGCUUCUUAUUUUGUAAACCCUUAAUUUUUUAGUAUGUAAACUACGUCCACAUGAUCGACAAUUCUUUGGUCGCGCUUUUGAUUCCGACGUUCUACGUGCUAUUCUACGUGUGCCUUAAAAAUCUUAUGACGCAAAGAAAUGGAGCUUCGAAACGGGAGAAAAAUGUAAGAGUUCGUUGUGAAACCAGCAACAUUUUCUAUCAUUUGACUACUUCAUGGUUCAAUUUCAUCUUGCUUUUCCUCAUCAUCUUGGUUGCACUUAUCAUUUAUAGCGUACUUUGUUAACUCAAGGAACACUCAUUUGCGCAUCAAUAAUAAACUUGUAUAUUGUUUAUUACAGCUAUUCAUUACCGUGUUUGGUGUGAGCAUGAUGUUGAGUAUUGGAGCGCUGGGAUAUGUCAUGAUGCAACUGUUCAAAAUGCCGACUUGGGUAAUUCUGAUCAGCCAUGUCAUCUGGUUGAUCGUGCAAGGUAAGGGAAAUUGUACUUGUGCUUCACUAUGAAAAGCCACGAGGUUGACUGUUUAGGAGCUGAUAUGUAGCCUAUGCCCGAACUGCGCGUAAAACAAAACAUUGCCUUUUGGAUUUUACAGGAGUAAACUAAUCUAUUUCCAGGGGCUCCACCUGUCAUUUAUCUGACUCUCAACCAGACUUUCAAAUCCCGAAUAUUCCACAGACGCAUCACAUCCAGCACUCACUCUUCCGCUGGAAACGAUCCCACCAAGAACAACAAGAGUCAAAUCAAUCCUUUAUAG
Molecule: messenger RNA, 1535 nt
Organism: Bursaphelenchus xylophilus (pine wood nematode)
Lineage: Eukaryota; Metazoa; Nematoda; Chromadorea; Rhabditida; Aphelenchoididae
Source: the annotation of a GenBank genome assembly